AUGUCCUUGGCUGGACACGCUGUGAUGCACAACACCUAUAUGGACUCAGCCGGUGGCCGUGCGCCAGCUUCAGGCGUACAUCCCGGCAUGUUCAGACCGCCGACAUCUCCAUCGAUGGCCGACUCGACAUAUCAAGACCAAAGCGCCGUCGCCUCCGGCACCGACUCGUACUUUGCGAACCCCACCCCGAAGCGCAAACGCAAUGCAAAUGCGAGCAUAGACCUGUCUAGUCAUUGGGGCUUGGGGAUUGACACGGGAGCUAGACCAGUUCCAGCUGUCUCGCAGGUACAAAUAGGGAGACGAAAGAUCAGCAGAGGAAAUUCUCGCUACACCCUAGCCGGCGAGAUUGCGACACCGGGACCCGAAGUGGAGAAGAGGCUCUCCCAGUCCAUGGACGACAGCAUAUACUCGGAUGCGGACUACCGGCGAGACGGAGGCUCAAGGCGAUCUCAGGAGGAGGCAGAAGAUGACGAGGAUGACGUGUUUGCAACGCCCUUGUCGCAGUAUACAACCGCCGAGUCCCGGCCAGAAGCGCCUCCGACGCGCUCAGAUGGAUGGGGAAGCUUCGCGUUUAGUGCGCUGGGCGGCGUUGUUGGCAAGGUCUGGGAGUUCUGUAAGGGUGGUGCAUUCCGUGGCUUCCAUGCCGGUGGUGGCCAGGGAUUCCAGAUUUCAACACCAACGUUAUCGGCGCCCAAGGGCGAGGUCUGGUGCAAUGAGCACGACGUCCCGACGCUGCCGAAAUAUAGCGUGGGAAGUACGCCCGGCGCCUUUCCUGACACGAACUACAUGCACGAGCCUUUCUACCGAGCCGACACGCCGGACUCGACACCGCGACCGGCGGCUAAGCGGCGCCAAAUCAGCGGCACGAUUCCAGGAGAAGAGCUGCGCAGGAACUGGGUCAUGGUGAGCGAAGACGAGAGCAACAGAAGACAUUCGACACAGCCCAAGCCAUCACCUGCCGUCCAGUCGCCAUACCGCCCGUCCAUCGGCGGACGCCGCAUCAGCCGGCCAGUCAGUCGCAUACAGACCCCAACGCACCCGCGAAGACAGUCUAGCAGAGCCAGUCUUGGCGGCGGUGCCGCAGCGGCGUCGACAGCAAGUUUCGCAUCAACACGAUCACCCGUAUUGGACCAGCCGCCGAGCAGGAUCCCUGUGCGCAGCCAAUCGCCGCUGCUUUCGCCGAAUCGCGCAUCCGCACAGCAGGCGCAGUUUCCCCGGAUUCCUAGCCCGAAUCCGUACUCGUCUCACGGCCAUCGGAGGUCAGGCAGCGCGGUGUCGCUGUCGGCCAUGUCUGCUGCGCCUGGCCGGGCCAAGAAGCGCGAGUCCAUGAGCGAGGUCAGCGAGAACAGCCCGCGGCUGGACAAGCAGGCGCGUAAGCUCGCGGCGAAGCGGCAGCAGGAGGAGAGACAGACGGACAUUCGAAUUAACGAUUUCAAUGCCCGGCUGCAGGAAAUGAUUCGGCAGGGCAAGGAGGCACUGGGCACCACGAUCGAGGUCGACUUGGAUGAUGACGGGGAUGUUGGAGGCUGGGAGGACGACUAG
Messenger RNA from Microdochium trichocladiopsis, 1542 nucleotides. RefSeq lists its product as uncharacterized. The record is from RefSeq and is a predicted model, not a curated record. The transcript has a single exon. Lineage: Eukaryota; Fungi; Ascomycota; Sordariomycetes; Xylariales; Microdochiaceae. The coding region runs from base 1 to 1542 and encodes 513 amino acids.